This is a messenger RNA of Dreissena polymorpha, 1128 nucleotides long. RefSeq lists its product as uncharacterized. NCBI's taxonomy places the organism in Eukaryota, Metazoa, Mollusca, Bivalvia, Myida, Dreissenidae. Bases 148 to 1128 code for a protein of 326 amino acids. The record is from RefSeq and is a predicted model, not a curated record. The transcript is spliced from 6 exons.
UAUAAUCGAUGUCCCGUGGUAUGUAGUGUUAUCACCGAUAUUAAUAAAUACAUAUACAAAAUAAUUAGACUUUUUAAAUAAUGUCCAAAUUAAAUAGCAUGCACACAUUCCUUAAUAUUCCACAACAAAUCUUUAUAAGUAUUGUUCAUGUUUUGUAGAGAACUGGACAUGUCUUGCGACAAAUCGUGGAAGAUGAUUGAAAGACGGGUUUUGGGAUGGAUCCGUAAAUACGACCCGAAUGUAGUGCUGUUGUAUCGACCCAAGCCCACAAAGCGGGAUGUGUAUCCUCAAGUUAAGUACAUCGCUUCAAAGAGAUUCCUACCAUUUGUGGCGUCCGAGAGCGUUUUGCAAGGUUUUGUUAACGCUUGCACUACCGAGCUGCCACUGUCAGCCGUUCUACCAGCAUCAAUUAGGGAAGAGAUGGAUAUUAUUUCCCAUGACGCAAUCAACAUGAAUUGUGAUAACAAGAGAGUGCUGAUAAGCAGUCUGGUAAAAAGUUAUAUGCACAAAACGAAAGGUAUUCAAAGGAAUUUCUGGGGCUUGGCAUCCCUUACCCCACCAUUUUGGCCGGAAGGUGUACCAUUCCGAAGCCCAAACACCUGCCGAAACCAACCAGGUCGUGGUCUAAAGAAUGAAGAAAUGAAGAGGGUGCUUCAAUCUUACAUUCAGUGGCGAGAAGACGAGGACGAAAUGGACAUGACUGAGACAAUGACGACGGCAAACGACAUGAAUGGGACUGCGACUAUGACGACGACAAACGACACGAAUGGGACUGCGACUAUGACGACGGAAAACGACACGAACGUGACUGCGACUAUGACGACGGCAAACGACACGAAUGGGACUGCGACUAUGACGACGGAAAACGACACGAACGUGACUACGACUAUGACGACGGCAAACGACAGGAACGUGACUGCGAUAAUGACGACGCCAUAUGACACCGACAUGACUGAGAUGAUCACGACGACAUGCGACACGGUCACGACUGAAACGAUGGCGACAACAUAUGACACGGACAAGAAUGAGACGAUGACGACGACUAACGACAUGGACACGACUGAGAUGAUUGCGACGACAUACGACACGGACACGACUAAGAAGAUAACGAUGAUAUAUAACGACUGA